Molecule: messenger RNA, 359 nt
Organism: Trypanosoma rangeli
Lineage: Eukaryota; Euglenozoa; Kinetoplastea; Trypanosomatida; Trypanosomatidae
Exons: 1
Source: RefSeq, a predicted model, not a curated record
GUCCGCCGCGAGCUUCCAUCACUGUUCCUCUCAUCAGCGGUGAGGCGUCAGCCGGAAAACAAGUGAGAAAAACCUCCAUUAACUUUCGGGCCACGCCAUCAUCGGAGUUGGAGCCCACCACCUCCAUAUGCGGCAACGACUCCCCCAAGCGUCGCUGCCCGUUGCUCAUGAUGCACCCCUUCGCCACGGAGUCGAGCAUUUCCAUGUCGGUCAUGCUGUCACCAAAGGCAAUGACGUCCCGUUCGGGAUCAAAGUUUAGGAUCCUGCCAAUUUCCCGGAUCGCCGUAGCCUUCGAUACCCCUGCGGCAACGACAUCCAGGCACGUAUCUGACACCAACGCGGCCACUGCACGUCCAUGA